UUAAGGUCGGUGGUUUUCACGAAGUUAAAACAAAAACUAGACGGAAGCUGAGAACAAAGAAAGAGAAGCCGAGAAGCCAUGAAUGCCCCAGACCGAUACGAGCGAUUCGUCGUCCCCGAAGGAACCAAAAAGGUUUCGUACGAGAGAGACACGAAGAUAAUCAAUGCGGCAUCUUUCACGAUUGAGAGAGAGGACCACACCAUUGGCAACAUUGUUCGCAUGCAAUUACACAGGGACGAGAAUGUUCUCUUCGCUGGUUACAAGCUUCCUCACCCUCUCAAGUACAAGAUCAUUGUUAGGAUACACACAACCAGCCAGUCUUCACCGAUGCAGGCGUAUAACCAGUCCAUCAAUGACCUGGACAAAGAACUUGAUCAUCUGAAGAAUGCAGUUGAGGCUGAGAUAGCAAAGUUUUCAAGGGAUUAUUAGAGUGCUAAGCACCAAGGAGGCAGGCCAUUGUUUGAUGAUGAAUGCUUUGUUGUUUGGUGGAAACCAAAAGUGGGUAGUCGCUUGUCGAGACCUUCCUUAAAUCUUUGAUGGUUGUAACGGCAUAGCAUAUUGUAAUUACAACGAUGAAUGCAAAUUUGUUUGAUGUUAAUUUGGCAUUCUACUGUGAUAUGACUUCUGGGAUUGUUCGAAUUACAAUGUCUUCAUGGCAUUUUGUAGUAAUGUGCUCCUUUUAAUAAGUUCUCUUGAUUCUAGAUUUACAGCA
This is a messenger RNA of Tripterygium wilfordii, 712 nucleotides long. RefSeq names its product DNA-directed RNA polymerases II, IV and V subunit 11. Gene Ontology annotation, biological process: transcription by RNA polymerase II. Bases 79 to 429 code for a protein of 116 amino acids. Gene Ontology annotation, molecular function: protein dimerization activity; DNA binding. Gene Ontology annotation, cellular component: RNA polymerase II, core complex. The transcript is spliced from 5 exons. Lineage: Eukaryota; Viridiplantae; Streptophyta; Magnoliopsida; Celastrales; Celastraceae. The record is from RefSeq and is a predicted model, not a curated record.